AUGUCCGCCCAGCUUGAUCUCGACUCAAUCUUGGAGUUCACUAUCAAUCUUGCUCUGGAGGCGGGUGAACUCAUCAGAUCAGGUCAGCAGAAACGAUUCGCAUCUGAAUCUGCGAAUGAAGAUGAGAAAGUCAAUAGUGUAGAUCUCGUGACUGAAGUGGAUAAAGCCGUAGAGGAAUUCAUAACAAAGAAGAUCAAGGAGACUUAUCCGGAUCAUCAAUUUAUCGGUGAAGAAACGUUCAAAGGGCAGAAAAUCACGGAUGAACCAACCUGGAUAGAUGGAACUACCAACUUCAUCCAUGGCUUUCCAAUGGUAGCUACCUCUAUCGGACUCGCUGUUGGCGGUGUACCUGUGGUCGGAGUCAUAUAUAACCCUUUCUUAGAUCAGCUUUACUCCGCUGCUAAAGGUAGAGGAGCUUAUCUUAACCGUAAGACCAAAUUACCAAUUACAGGAAAGUUAAAACCCCUGCAAUCUCUUGGUCACGCUUUGAUCGCAGUAGAGUAUGGGUCCGCUCGAUCAGCUCCACAACUCCCAUCUAAAGUGAAAACUUUUCAAGCACUCGCUGGAUCACCUGAACUAGGUGGUAAGAUGUGUCAUUCGCUCAGAAGUAUGGGUAGUGCUGCUUUGAACAUCGCGGCUGUUGCUAGUGGUGGUUUAGAUUUGUACUGGGAAGUUGGCUGUUGGGCUUGGGAUGUUUGCGCCGGUAUAUGUAUACUUCAAGAAGCAGGUGGUGUGAUGUUCGGUCCAAAGACAUCUUCCUUGUCAGGUGAAAUCGAUGGUGAUCUUCUCACCGGACGAAAAUACUUAUCUGUUAGAGGUAUUGCUCCCACUGCAACCGAGACCAGCUUGCAGGUCCAACAGAGAUUUGCAAAGGAGUUUUAUGAUACUACGGAUGACAUCGAACCUUAG
Molecule: messenger RNA, 909 nt
Organism: Kwoniella mangroviensis CBS 8507
Lineage: Eukaryota; Fungi; Basidiomycota; Tremellomycetes; Tremellales; Cryptococcaceae
Exons: 13
Coding region: 1-909 (302 amino acids)
Biological process (GO): signal transduction; inositol metabolic process; phosphatidylinositol phosphate biosynthetic process
Molecular function (GO): inositol monophosphate 1-phosphatase activity
Source: RefSeq, a predicted model, not a curated record